UAAAUUUUUGUUUUGUUGUUGCGAGGAAAGAGGCCAAAGAGAGAGAGAGAGAUUGAGAGAGAAUCAGAUUUUUUCAGGGAAGGUGUCAGGAACUAAAAAAAGCUAUGGAUUUGGCUCUUCAUAUUACUUGUGCUUACCCGUUGAUCAAACAAGGAUUAAUGAGAGCCAAAUCAACCAAUCAUCUUCCUGUUCGAGAUAGCAGAUAAACUUUCGCCGCGGUUUGUGUUGCAAAACUCGUGCCUUGAGCUGAGUCUUUCAAGAAUCAUGCUUCGAGAGAACCCUUUGUCUUCAAUGGGGAGAGCAAAGAAAGUAUCUGUUUGUUGCAAGAAACCGUCUAAUAGAGGAGCUUCAAACCCGAGUAAAUCUAACCAAGAGGAGAUCAUUUCUCUCUUGAAACGAAUUCAAUCUUCAAUCUCCAAAGAAGCAGCUAGGGACGUUGAAGAGAAGAACCGUGAUGAGUCUUCUGAGAGCAAGCCGCUGACCAAAGCUGUUGUUGACGUUCUUGAGAAAUCAAGAAAGAAAACUGAGGGAGAUACUAGUGUGAAGAAGGAGCCACCAAAGAGACAAGUAGAGGUUCCCCGACCAGCGUCUAGUUUAGUUAAGAAAACUCCUACAUCUUCUGCCUCAGGUCCAAGAGGUACGCUUCCAGUAUCAAUCAGCGAUAAAGCUUUAGGAGAAAUGACAAAGGAGGAAGAGAAAGCUUCAUUGAUAGAAACUAUGAAACUUGCAGAGCUCAAAGAAGUUGCAAAGAAGAGAGGAAUCAAAGGAUACUCAAAGUUGAGGAAGAGUGAACUACUGGAGCUGAUCAGAUCGUCCUAGUGGUAAUCUUGAGACAAACAUUGUCUCUGACAUGCAAACCAGAUAACAAAUGUGGUUGGAGUUGUUACAUUUGGAAACUUAUUCAUGUAAAGUUGAUAGAUGUUCAAGAAGUUCAACCUUGUAAAAUUCGGUUUUUCACCAUCUGUUGUCAAACAAAGUUAAUAAUAGGAAGAAAAAAAUCCCCAAAAAUGGUUCA
Camelina sativa (false flax) is the source of this 1015-nucleotide messenger RNA. RefSeq lists its product as uncharacterized. The record is from RefSeq and is a predicted model, not a curated record. NCBI's taxonomy places the organism in Eukaryota, Viridiplantae, Streptophyta, Magnoliopsida, Brassicales, Brassicaceae. Gene Ontology annotation, biological process: DNA-templated transcription termination.